Molecule: messenger RNA, 1457 nt
Organism: Eucalyptus grandis
Lineage: Eukaryota; Viridiplantae; Streptophyta; Magnoliopsida; Myrtales; Myrtaceae
Exons: 3
Coding region: 354-962 (202 amino acids)
Source: RefSeq, a predicted model, not a curated record
GGUCGGGCCGUACAAUUUUACCCGAAACUGGAAACAAACGGGGGGAGUGAAUCAGUAAAGAUGUCGGAGAAAACGGUGGUCAGAUUUAGGUGCGAAGUCAUAUAUAAAGCGACCACGAUGAGAUCGGCUUCUUCGUCGUCGCCGUCGUCGCCGUCGUCGCUGUGAACGGAGAAAGGCUCGAUCUCGUCUCCUCCGCAGAUCUCCAGUCGCGUCUCCUGCUGCUUCUCCUCCGGCUCGCGGCCUCGCGUUAGUCCCUCCUCCCCCCGAUCCAUCCGCCGCCUCCUCCGCCGUCGCCGGCGGACGAAGCGCCGCCCCCGCCGCCGCCGCCGUUCCUCCCCUCCACUCGAGCCCCGAUGGCGCUGAACCAGACGCGCGCCUGCUCGCCGGCGCUGCUGAAGCUGGGGCUGGGGAUCAUGGCCCUGUGCAUCGCCGGUUACAUUCUAGGCCCGCCUCUGUACUGGCAUUUCGUGGAGGGACUGGCCGCCGUCAGCCGCUCCUCCUCCUCCUCCUCCUCCUCCUCCUCCUCCGCCGCCGCCUGUCCCGCCUGCGACUGCGACUGCUCCUCUCAGCCUCUCCUCUCUAUUCCCGAAGGACUCAGCAAUGGCUCCUUUGCAGAUUGUGCAAAACGUGAUCCGGAGGUCGGUGAGGAUACAGAAAAGAAUUUUGCAGAACUUCUUUCAGAGGAACUGAAGCUGCGUGAAACUGAAGCUUUGGAAAGUCAACAACAUGCCAACAUGGCUCUGCUCGAAGCCAAGAAGUUGACAUCACAGUAUCAAAAAGAGGCAGACAAAUGCAAUUCAGGAAUGGAAACAUGUGAAGGAGCAAGGGAAAAGGCUGAAGCAGUACUGGUAACGCAAAAGAAAUUGACAGCUAUGUGGGAAAUGAGGGCUCGUCAAAGAGGAUGGAGGGAAGGAGUUGCCAAAACUCGUUCCCAGUCUCAGGGAAAUGUCCAGUCGGCUUAGAAUAUCAGGAGUUGCAAAAUGCUCAUGUUCGGUUGAAAAGGCACCGGAGGAAAUUGUGCUCUUCGUUUCCAGGAUUGGCGUUUGGUUCAAUCUGAUCUCAAUCUCUGGCCACCAUCAAUAUCUGUCGCCAUUUUUUACCGAGUGAGAAGUUCAUUGCAUUAUGGAGCUAUCUGAGAAAGCAAAGCAGAUCAGAUGACCCCGGUUCCUGCAAGAUAAAAGACCCUUAAAUACCUUAGGCUAUUAGGUUACUGUGUGAACCCUGUCGAUCUUGAGAGUGAACAAUGAAAGUCCAUUUUGCUGGGAUAAGUAAUUAGGACACAUUAUAUAGGGAUACGGAUGGAAUUUGGGGAACCAUGAAGUCCUGAAUCAAUUUGGAAAACUAUGGCUGAUUGCUGUAUUUUAUUGCAUCAUAUCUUCUGUAUGUCCUUUUCUGAAUAUUUUCUGUCAUUGACAGACAGGAUAAUAAAUUAUUAUGUAGGGGUUCUGUUUCUAUUA